This is a messenger RNA of Emiliania huxleyi CCMP1516, 418 nucleotides long. RefSeq lists its product as hypothetical. The transcript has a single exon. The record is from RefSeq and is a predicted model, not a curated record. The coding region runs from base 112 to 270 and encodes 52 amino acids. NCBI's taxonomy places the organism in Eukaryota, Haptophyta, Isochrysidales, Noelaerhabdaceae.
GGAAGUCAAGAUAUAUUACUUUUGUGCACGUUGUGCACACAGCACAGUGUGUCUGUGUGCAUAUUUAGGCCUCUCUCCCGCUCCGGCUGCAGCGCCUCACGCCUCUCUACCAUGCGAAUCCGCUCCAUGAACUGCGUCACUCGACGCACGCGAGUCGCGCCCAGCCGCACAGCGCGAGCUUCCGCGUGGGCGCCGGACGCGGCCCCGCCCGUGGCGCUGCGGCCGCCGCCGCUGGGGCUUGCGAGGGCGGGGCGAAGCAGAGCCGACUGAGCGCGCGGCUAGCGUGCGUGCAGCGGUCUUCCUUGGCGCUGGCCGCGGCGGCGGGCGGCGGGCCGCGCGCCGCGGCGGGCUCGCUCGAUGCCGGACGGAGGGCGAGCCCUGCCGGAUUUGCCACCUGCUCCAGCGCCCGCGCCUCCCC